Racocetra persica is the source of this 203-nucleotide messenger RNA. The record is from the annotation of a GenBank genome assembly. NCBI's taxonomy places the organism in Eukaryota, Fungi, Glomeromycota, Glomeromycetes, Diversisporales, Gigasporaceae.
AUGGGAAAACAUAAAUACACACACUCUCGUUUAAAAAAAUUUUACAAAACUUUAAACCAAAAAAUGAUGAAUCUAAAAAAAGAAAGGGUAAACAUAAAUAUACCCGAAGAAAUCUCAAAAGAUUCUACUAUAAUUUUCGGCCAGGAAACUCAAAAACAAAAAAAGGACAGCCGACGACGAUAUCCUCCAAAAAACAAAAAUUG